Molecule: messenger RNA, 261 nt
Organism: Blepharisma stoltei
Lineage: Eukaryota; Ciliophora; Heterotrichea; Heterotrichida; Blepharismidae
Source: the annotation of a GenBank genome assembly
AUGUUUAGCGGUAGGUGCUUCAAAGAUGGUUGCACAAGCAAGCUGCAUGGAAUAUGCAAAUGUGAGGGACUCAUCCUAUUUUGCAAAGAGCAUGGACUUGAGCAUGUAGAAAGUCCAACUCCUAAAGGACAUCAAAUCGUAAGAUGCUAUUUUAAGCCAGCAGAAGAAAUCAAGAAGCCGAUUAUCGAUAAGCUUAUAGAAUUCAAAAGAGAUAUAAAAAAUUUAGGAUUGAAGCGAUUGCUAAGGCCAAUGAAAUUAUAA